Messenger RNA from Eucalyptus grandis, 1470 nucleotides. Its product is annotated as disease resistance protein RPV1-like. NCBI's taxonomy places the organism in Eukaryota, Viridiplantae, Streptophyta, Magnoliopsida, Myrtales, Myrtaceae. The record is from RefSeq and is a predicted model, not a curated record. Gene Ontology annotation, molecular function: ADP binding; ATP hydrolysis activity. The transcript is spliced from 3 exons. Bases 1 to 1470 code for a protein of 489 amino acids. Gene Ontology annotation, biological process: signal transduction; defense response.
AUGCUCGAGUACUUGUGGUUGCCCUGUGUGGUGACAAUUGCUGCCAUCGCUCUAUAUGCUAUCCUUAUCAAAGAAUUCCUGAAGAAAAGAGCAGGUCAGAUCGCCGUAGAGGGUGGAACAGAUAAUGAUUCAGCUACAAAUGAUUCAGCUACAAAGAAUGGAACCGUAGAGAGGGCUGCUCGUACUUGCACUUUGCCACCAGUUAACGAAAUGGAAACUUCUUCCAGAUCUGACUAUGAAGUAUUCUUGAGUUUUAGAGGACUAGAUACUCGAGCAAGUUUCACCGACUUCCUUUACACUAGUCUUAAAGAUGCAGGAAUCCGCACAUUUAGGGAUGACGAAGAGCUCCGCGUUGGGGAAGAGUUUGCCCCAGAACUUCUCCAAGCAAUUAAGCAGUCGAAGAUCUUAAUACCUAUCUUUUCAAAAGGUUAUGCCUCUAGUGUAUGGUGUCUCAAGGAGUUAGUCCAGAUGGUCGAGUGCCAAAAAACUGGGGGACAAAAAAUCAUGCCCAUUUUUUAUGAUGUGGCACCUUCAGAGGUUCGACACCAAACCGGGAGUUAUAAAAAGGCUUUUGUUUCACACAAAAGAAAGAGGCGAUAUGAGGAAAAGACUAUUGGAGAGUGGAUGGAUGCUUUAACUGCUGUUGCGGAUAUAAAUGGAUGGAACCUGCAAAGCAUGCCCAAUAGGCAAGAAGGUCAGUUUGUGAAAACAAUCACGCAGAAGGUUUUCACUGAGUUGAAAAAGGCUUAUUUGGUAGUAUCAAAUUGCUUGGUCAAUGUCGACAACCAUGUGGAUGCAAUCAUGGAAUUGAUAGGUGCUCAGACAAGUGAAACACGGAUUAUAGGAAUCCAUGGGAUGGGUGGUAUUGGAAAGACGACAACUGCCAAAAUCAUCUACAAUCAACUUUUAGAAAAAUUUGAGGGUUGUUGCUUUCUGUCCAACAUCCGUGAAAUGUCAGAACGCAAGGGCAUUGAAUUCUUGCAGAAUCAGCUCAUCUCUGACAUCCUAAAAGAAAAAUGCGUAGAUAUAAGAAACGCUGAUGAUGGGAUCAAGAUCAUCAAAGCUAGGUUGUCUAAAAAAAGAGUCCUCCUCCUUCUCGAUGAUGUGCAUGAAAAGAAUCAUAUGGAUGCACUUGUAGGCGAGCGUGAUUGGUUUGAUAAAGGGAGCAAACUUAUUAUUACUACUAGAAACAAAGAAGUUCUUGAUGUUCUUGAAGUGGACGACCGUUAUGAGCUUACGGGCUUGGAUCCGGAUCUAUCUCUUCAACUUUUUUGCAAACAUGCCUUUAGAAGAGAUUCCCCUAUAGACGAGUAUAUCAAUGAAUCCAAUAGGGUGAUACACAUUGCCGGAGGUCUUCCAUUAGCCCUUGAGGUCAUGGGUUCACUUUUAUCUCGCAAAAAUAAGAAAAUGUGGGAUGCCACAUUGAAGAAGCUAGAAAGUGUUCCCGAUGACAAAGUUCAAAGUGAUUAA